Molecule: messenger RNA, 918 nt
Organism: Cuscuta campestris
Lineage: Eukaryota; Viridiplantae; Streptophyta; Magnoliopsida; Solanales; Convolvulaceae
Source: the annotation of a GenBank genome assembly
UUGGAGAAGCUGAAAUUAAAGAUAUAAUUGAUUUUGGGGAUCCCACAUUUAAAUGUGAAUUCUGUGGAGCAUUGUUAUGGGUCCGGAUAGAGUAACUGUUGCAGUUACCCAAUCUAAAUCUGACGAUGCUCAUAAUGAGGUGCGUGAUGAGACAGAGAAAUACUAUGAUUGUCGUUACGUCUCUGCAUGUGAAGCAUCUUGGAGAAUUCUCUCUUUUGAUAUACAUCACAGAUGGCCAGCAGUAUUGAGGUUGAAUUUCCAUCUCCCAGGACAGAAAUUUGUCACUUUUAAGGAGCAACAAAAGUUAAAAGAUGUUUCCAGACAAAAUCUUUACAAGCCUUCAAUGUUUGAGGCUUGGAUGAUUGCAAAUUCAAAGUACAAAGCGGGGGAAAAUCUAACGUAUGCAGAAUUUCCAGGACAUUUCGUGUUCAACAACAAGGAGCGUGAAUGGCAUCCGAGGAAACAGAGACCAUCAAUAGGCCGCCUACAAUAUAUGCCUGCAGGAACAAGAGAGUUAUACUACUUGAGAAUACUAUUAACUGUCCAGCGGGGGUGUACAAGUUAUGAAAGCUUGAAGACAGUUAACAAUGUUCUGUAUAACACAUUCGAGGAGGCAUGCGAUGCUAAGGAAUUUAUUGAAGGUAUAAAAGAGGCUGCUGAGUUAGGUUCUGGGAAUCAGCUUAGAAAAUUGUUCGUCACGUUGUUAGUGACAAAUACCAUGAGUCGCCCUCAAAUUGUUUGGGAAAAAUCAUGGGAACGCCUGGUGGAUGGAAUUUUAUUUGAUCGAAGGAGACUAUUUCGUAAUCAAGGUAUUUCAAACGUGAAAUAGUUUUAACAUAUUAAUCUUUACAUAAUGCAUUGUCUUGAAACCUACAAUUUUUAUUCAGAACUUUGUAGAAUUAAAUAAGUUCUAUUAUU